This is a messenger RNA of Chaetomium globosum CBS 148.51, 2082 nucleotides long. RefSeq lists its product as uncharacterized. The record is from RefSeq and is a predicted model, not a curated record. The transcript has 4 exons. The coding region runs from base 1 to 2082 and encodes 693 amino acids. Lineage: Eukaryota; Fungi; Ascomycota; Sordariomycetes; Sordariales; Chaetomiaceae. Gene Ontology annotation, molecular function: phosphatidylinositol-4,5-bisphosphate phospholipase C activity. Gene Ontology annotation, biological process: phosphatidylinositol-mediated signaling; lipid metabolic process.
AUGGGCUUUCUUUGUUUUCGCAGGGAAGAAAAGUCGAACUUCGUCCGUCGCAUGACUACCACCUUCGGACUCGGCGCACCUCCCCAUGGAAGGCAUGUUAUGCGGGAGGUUAUCGUCACGGCACUCGCCUUCAACGUCAAGGCUCUCACUGGCGUCCAGAUCAUUUCGAGUUUCCACGAGUGUUUCAAGAAGCACGUUAGGCACGUUUACGACGAUAUAAACCCGCGCAAGGACAGCGCUCUUCUACCACGCGAAAGACUCGAGGCCUUCCUGAGAGAGACACAGGGAGUCGAGCCUGGAUUCCUAGAUGCCAAGGAAUUUCAACCCCAAAGACCCGGCUAUUACAGGUUCGACGAAUUCUUCUGGCUAUGGAGCCAAACCGAGUCGGCCUGGCGAGCGGCCGGGGAGCAGCAGCAACAAGAGGUCGAUGCAACGCGCCCAAUUAGCAACUAUUUUAUUAGCAGCAGCCACAAUACUUACCUUGAAGGCAACCAACUUUCUUCCAAGAGUUCAGCUGAGGCUUACCGUGCUGCUCUAAGGAAUGGUUGUCGUUGCAUCGAAAUCGACGUCUGGAACGGAUCCGCUCCCCGAACACCGUCCAAGUCGCCGAAUCCAGGACAUAAGAGACACUUUUCGUCUGGUUCUCUGCCCCGUUUUGCCGGAGAGAAGCUUGAUGCGCUUGUUGGCUCCAGGAUAAGCCGAGGUCAUAGCCGUAGCCCGAGUGCCGUCCAGGGACCUUUCCCCCAGUUAGAUCCUUGCGAGAGCGGUACCACCCUGGACCCAAAGGACUUGGGCGACCGUCUCGAAAAAUCUAGAGACUCGUCACGGUCGAACCACAGAGCCGAGCCGGUAGUGCACCACCACGGCACAAUGACCUCGACCGUAGGUUUCCGGGAAGUGUGCCGGGCCAUUCGGGAAAGUGCGUUUGAAAAGAACCCCCUUCCCAUCAUCAUCAGCCUCGAGGUCGGUGCGGACUGGGAGCAGCAAGAGGUCAUGGUCAAGAUCAUGAAAGAAGAAUGGAACGGGCUGUUACUAGACAAGCACUUCGAUUCCUGCGAUCCGCUUCACCGGCAGCCGCGGCUAGAGGAGCUGUACAACAAGAUCCUGAUUAAAACGAAACGUUUUGAUGAUAGCCGCAUUGAGGGUGAUCUGGAGAGGGGGCGGAGCAUCUCAAUCCCCGCCCUCAAUGGAAAGCCACCCAUCUGCCGAGCGCUCUCCGAGUUAGCGAUAUACACACACAGCCAGCAUUACACCGACGACAGCUCUCUAGACACUUGCCAGGCACCAAGCCACAUCUUCAGCCUCAGCGAGGACAGUUUCGAAGCGCUAACCGAAGAUCACAACAAACUACAAAAGAUGCUCAAACAUAACCGUGACUUCUUCAUGCGCAUCUACCCCAAGGGCCUGCGCGUUGAUAGCAGCAACCCGGACCCGAGCUUCCAUUGGCGCAGGGGGGUGCAGAUGGUGGCCAUGAACUGGCAAAAGAGCGACGAGGGCAUGCUAAUCAACGAUGCCAUGUUCGCCGGCACCAACGGUUGGAUCCUCAAGCCGCCGGCCCUGCUCAGUGACAACACCACCUCCGAAAUGUACCUCAUGUCCGGCAUGCCCCGCAAGACCCUCGACCUACAGAUCACGAUCCUGGCGGGGCAGUUCCUGCCCCUGCCGGGCGACCGCAAGAGCAGCGGGUUCGGAAUCAAGUCUGAUCGGAGUUUCAGGCCCAAGGUCAAGGUCGAACUGCACGUCGAGAAGGCUGAGAAGCCACAGCGUUCCGUAGACUGUGCGCGGGAGACGGUGACCGCCCGCACCGAACACCCUGACUGGGGACGCGAGGCGAAGAGCCUGGAUUUCUUUGGCGUGAAGCAGGUGGUGGAGGAGCUCAGCUUUGUGAGGUUCAAAGUCUCCGAUGGCUCGGGCAACUUUAGCAGCGACGUGGUUGCCUGGUCUUGUAUUCGUUUGGAUCGCCUCCAGCAGGGGUAUCGGUGUAUUAAUCUCUUCCAUCCGGCUAAGCGCAGCCCCCUCGAAGGGAAGCUGUUUGUCAAGAUCAAGAAGGUCUUGAAGGGGCAGGGGGUGUCGGUUGCUUAG